Molecule: messenger RNA, 687 nt
Organism: Oncorhynchus nerka (sockeye salmon)
Lineage: Eukaryota; Metazoa; Chordata; Actinopteri; Salmoniformes; Salmonidae
Gene: bsx
Product: brain-specific homeobox
Exons: 3
Coding region: 1-687 (228 amino acids)
Biological process (GO): regulation of DNA-templated transcription
Molecular function (GO): DNA-binding transcription factor activity, RNA polymerase II-specific; DNA binding
Source: RefSeq, a predicted model, not a curated record
AUGAAUCUGAACUACACGUCCCCGGUGCCUCAGAUGCCAGCCCAGAGGUCAACGUCGUUCUUCAUCGAAGAUAUUUUAUUACACAAACCAAAGCCCCUGAGAGAGGUAUUCCACUUGCCGUUCUCAAGCUCUCUGGCUUCCCGGAUGCCUCUCCUAGAAUAUGGAUACCCACUGAUGCCCACUCCGAUACUAGCGCCUCACCCGCACCAUCAUCUACACAAGCCGGACCAUCACCAGUAUUUCUUCACGUCUGGGAUGCAAAUGCCGGGGUUAUUUCAGCAUCAUCCGGAGUUACCGGGCAAGCAUUGCAGACGAAGGAAGGCGAGAACGGUCUUCUCGGAUUCGCAACUAUCUGGUCUGGAAAAGAGAUUUGAGAUACAACGGUACCUAUCCACACCAGAACGAGUGGAGUUGGCAACAGCCUUAAGUCUCUCGGAAACCCAGGUGAAAACAUGGUUUCAAAACAGAAGGAUGAAGCAUAAAAAGCAACUGAGGAAAACACAAGACGACCAGAAAAAUCCGAAUGACAUAGAUAGAUCCAUGGAGAACUCAAGUGAGAGUGAACUCAACGAAAAAAACACAGAUGAUGUUACCAGUGGAAUCGACCCAGACUCAUACAUGUUAGAGGAAAAUGAGGACGAUGUUGAUAUCGAGGAUGAUAUUUGCUCGCCAGAACGUUCACUAUAG